Molecule: messenger RNA, 3770 nt
Organism: Engraulis encrasicolus (European anchovy)
Lineage: Eukaryota; Metazoa; Chordata; Actinopteri; Clupeiformes; Engraulidae
Product: serine/threonine-protein kinase Nek6-like
Exons: 11
Coding region: 412-1341 (309 amino acids)
Biological process (GO): chromosome segregation; regulation of mitotic metaphase/anaphase transition; peptidyl-serine phosphorylation
Cellular component (GO): cytosol
Molecular function (GO): ATP binding; protein serine/threonine kinase activity
Source: RefSeq, a predicted model, not a curated record
UGCUGCCUAAUCAACCGUUUUGCUUUGUUAAUGUAUUUAGUGCGUAAAAAUGUAUCCUUUGAUACUUUGUGACAGCCGCACGCGGAGUCUGGUUGUCACCUCAGAUGCAAGUCUCACUUUGCGCUAACUGGGUAAACAGAUUCGUUUGCAUGGUCGAGCCAGUUUGAGUUGCCCUUUCCUGGCUAUAGAUAUAUAGUGCUUCACUUUCGUCUCUGAAGAUGGACCCUAUAAACCACACAAUUGCUUUCACGAAAAGUUCAUGAAUAUUUCACCGACGUCGUCCUCUAAAAAAGAGAGAAAGCUAUAGAGAGAGGAAACGAAAACAAGGAGGAUUUGGGCUGAACAGGAGCCCUGAGGCUUGAGGCCUUCGCUGCCACAUUUACGGAGUGACUGGCAGCCUGGAAUGCCAGCAUGGAGGGACAGCACAGUCAUCUCCAGCACAACCUAGAGGAUCAAAACAAACUCUACAAGCCCGAGGACAACCAGAGGAACAUGCCGGUGUACCAGUACUGCUGCACAUCGCUGGCCAACUUCCGCAUCGAGAAGAAGAUCGGGCGGGGGCAGUUCAGCGAGGUCUACAAGGCCACAUACAUGCUGGAGGGAUACCAGGUGGCUCUCAAGAAGGUCCAGAUAUUUGAGAUGAUGGACGCCAAGGCUCGUCAGGACUGCAUCAAGGAGAUUGACCUCCUGAAGCAGCUGAACCAUCCCAACGUCAUCAAGUACCUGGACUCGUUCAUCGAGGACAACGAGCUCAACAUAGUGCUGGAGCUGGCUGACGCCGGCGACCUUUCGCAGAUGAUUAAGUACUUCAAGAAGAAGCGGCGACUGAUCCCGGAGAGAACCAUCUGGAAGUAUUUUGUCCAGCUGUGCAGCGCCCUGGAGCACAUGCACUCACGCCGCAUCAUGCACAGAGACAUCAAGCCGGCCAACGUGUUCAUCACGGCCACGGGGCAGGUCAAGCUGGGGGACCUGGGACUCGGACGCUUCUUCAGCUCCAAGACCACCGCAGCACACUCUCUAGUGGGAACUCCGUAUUACAUGUCCCCUGAAAGGAUCCAUGAGAACGGCUACAAUUUCAAGUCGGACAUCUGGUCUCUGGGAUGCCUUCUUUACGAGAUGGCAGCCCUUCAAAGCCCUUUCUAUGGAGACAAGAUGAACCUGUUGUCCCUGUGCCAUAAAAUCGAGCAGUGUGACUACCCUCCCCUCCCUCCUGAUCACUACUCAGAGAAGCUGCGGGAGCUGGUGAGCAUGUGCAUCAACCCGGACCCUGACCAGCGGCCUGACAUCGUGCUGGUCCUGCAGAUCGCCAAGCAGAUGCAGCUAAGGACUGAGAGCACUUGAAGCUGCUGUGCACACACACACACACACACCUGUGGUGACGCCCAUGGACCACACUCACACAACACACACGGUCAUACAACAUACACACCCCAUCUCAACAACGAAAAGCAGCAACAGCAGCGGAAAGGUGACAUGAAUCGGUCAACCUGGUCUUUCAGAUGCCUCAUCGCUCACAUGUCCUCUUGCAUGGAAGAAAUAUACCCAAGAGUCUGAAGGAUGGGGACCCAUCACACAUCGGGGGAGAGCUCUCCACAGCAGUAUAUGAGUGGACAUACCUGUAACAUUUCUUUUUGUGUGUCUCAAAGACAAACAUUUUUUCAGAAGAAAGAAACUAUGAUGAAGCCCACUUGUGACAUUGGAAAAAAGUGAAUUGGUCACAUGAGACAUGUUUUUAUUUGUGUGUGUAGGGCUAAGGCAGUGAUUGGCUUUGCGACUGUUGGUAGAGAAAAGGGUCUCGACUUGGUCCCUCAAAAAGUGGCUGAUGGAGAGAACCCCCGAAAGUCUUAGGACGACUAUGACAGUGAUGAUGUGGAGGUCCAGAGGUGGCCUCGCAGACAUGGAGUGCAUCCCAAUAUGUGACCUUGCCUCCUCCACUUGCCUCCUCCACUCGCUUCUCGUCAUGAUGACAUCACUGACAACAGCAUUAUAUUUCAAUAUCUUGCAAAAGCUCAAUUGUAGAGUCUUUUUCUCGUUUGCAAUUGGGAAGGUGAAUGAAAAACAGUCCCUCAAAAGUUGUUGUGGCGAGGCUGACAGCUGGGAAACUUUAUCGUUUUCUCCAAGGAGGAGGGGCCAGGAGGCGGGGCGAGGAGACAAGCGCAAGUGGAGGAGGCAAGGACACAUAUUGGGAUGCACCCAUGGUUGUCAGAUGAGCAGAAGGGGUUGCAUUCCAGACUUGUUUCUCUUUCUUAGCAUUGCUCUCAAUCUCUCUCUCUGUCUUGUUAUUAACUUCUCUGUGAUGCACCUUGUGAAAUGGACUUCCACAUGUGCCACUUGGACUCCAUGAUAAUGCUAAUUCUUAUGCUGUUGCUUUGCGUUUUUCUUUUCUUUUCUUUUACUAAAGAAAUGUUUACUGAGGUGUCUUGUGUUAACCAUGAUCAUAAUGUUAAUCACUUACCUCAGAUGUGUUCAGACGACUUUUGUUUUAUGUAAAUAUCCUUUAAGGCUCCGUCUCUUCCCUGAUGCAUCACACGUCAGUGACAUUAGUGUUAUCUUUCUUUUUUUCCCUUCCUCUCCCCAUCCUACUGUGCUGGCGAGGUGGCAAGGCGUGAGUUCAGUAAAGCCCGUCACCAGAGAUUCUUUAAGUAUAGAGAUAUGCCAACAUAAUAGGUUUCUAUGGGCAUCUAAUGUGACCAGGUUCCGAUCUGCCUAAAGGGGUGUGUCAUAAUGCUCCUAGCAUUGAAUAGAACAGUCCUCAGGUCUGCCUAAAGGGGGAUUCCCCCCCCCAAUAAUAGAACCAGGAAACAAUGGGCCAAUGGAACCUCUCUCUCUCUACUCUCUCUGCCGUCACUGACCCCAAAGCCACAUGCAAAACAAACUCCUGGAGGGUUUGAACACGCAUCUGGAGACAGCUAGCAGGUUCACUCAGUGACAUGCUGGGCACGGACAACAAGCAACAGUAUAAGCUUUUUUCCCCUUUUUUUUUUGUUUAAGUCUGUUCAGUAAAUGUGUAAACAAGUGCCUUAUGAUCCUGUUCAUGGCACAUGGACUGAAUAUUGUAAGGAUUCUAUGAAUGUUUAUUUUUUUGUCGUUUUCCUCCUCAGUGGAAAUGUAAGAAUUUGCAGGAGGUGCAAGGGGUGAUGGGAAUUGUAGUAUUAGUUUGCCUCUGUGUGUUUGUUCUUCAGACUUAACGUUACACAUUGUUUUUUUUGUUGCUGGCCAAAUGUUGCCUUUGAAUAGUACAUGACCAUUAGUCAUUGGAUGAUUUUUUUUUUCUUCUAACAGGGUGUGCCCGUGUUGCUCAUUAACAGAAAUAUUGAAGGUUUGAACCACUCACACAGCCAAUGUAGAAUACGUGUUUUACAUGCCAUUUUAACUAAAUGCAUUUAAGGUUGUAAUAAAUAUUGAGCAUCACAUGGUACUGCUGAGCAGGUUCAAUUUGCAAACGCAAAUCUUUGUAUUAAAACCAAAAUAUUAUUUUAAGACGGUUGUUGUAAAUGGCAUGUGGAAGCCUUAUGGAUUUGUUUUUUGGAAAACUAACACCAGUAACACUAAUGAUAGUUACUACCAAACUCAGUUGUGCAUAUGUUCAAGACUUCUUUUUGGAAUUGAACAACUUUAACACAUUAAUGUUGUUCUCUAUUGUUUUUGUUUAGGUUUUUUAACAGUUCCUUUUUGGUGAUGAAAUGCUGUGGACAUGUAAUUAAUGCCACCCUUGUUGUAUUUUGUAGUAGAUAUGUUCAUGUGUAAUUACAAUAAAAAAACCGGCUUAA